AUGCCAAACGAUGAGCCAGAGGUGAUAUGGGAAUACACGGCCGCCGGAGUGCAGAGGGUCAUCGCGGUCGGGAGCACCAGCUUCAUCGGGGACGUUGGUGGCAAUCAGGUGCUCAAGUAUCCUCAUGUUGCGACCGAUCGCGAGGCCAUCGAGCAUGAGGCGCGGAUUUACGACCUCCUUGGCCACCAUCCAAGGAUAUUACGGUGCUACGGGCUCGACGAAUCCGGCCUACGACUGGAGAAGGCUGCCAAUGGAACACUACGUGACACUCUACAGACACGCAACAAUGAUCCUCGCGAAGAGUUAAAAUGGUCACGACAGUUGGUAGAAGCCGUCGAGUACAUUCAUACAAAAGAAGUUUUCCACUGCGACAUCAGCCCUCGAAAUUGUUUCAUCACCAGCGAAUACGACUUGCAGUUAGGUGAUUUCCAGGGGAGAUAUCAUGCGCAUGGCAACGUCUACCAGGGCUUCUGCGCCGAAGGUACAAAGUCGUAUCUGCCACGAUGCCCAGGAACAGCAGAUCACUACUCCGAUCUCUUUGCCGUAGGAAGUGCCAUCUACGAGAUCAUGACAGGGCACGAACCGUACGAACACCUGGACAGCAUCGAUGACAUGGAAGAGAUAGACGCGCUGUUCAAGGAAGGCAAGUUUCCAAGCACGGAUCACCUCUUAGCUUGCAAUGUGAUUCAAGGCUGUUGGCGACAGAGGUACGACUCCGCCGGGCAAUGUGCAAAGGAUUUGGCAUCUAUUGAGGCUCAAUAUACCACGUCCCCAUAA
Messenger RNA from Ramularia collo-cygni, 777 nucleotides. RefSeq lists its product as uncharacterized. The record is from RefSeq and is a predicted model, not a curated record. Gene Ontology annotation, molecular function: ATP binding; protein kinase activity. The transcript has a single exon. Gene Ontology annotation, biological process: protein phosphorylation. Lineage: Eukaryota; Fungi; Ascomycota; Dothideomycetes; Mycosphaerellales; Mycosphaerellaceae. The coding region runs from base 1 to 777 and encodes 258 amino acids.